ACCAAAACCCUAAAUUCCCAAUCCUUGAUUUCCCUGCACAAACCCUACUCACUACACCCAUGACGAAGGUUUACGGCACCGGAACAUACGAUUUCCGCCGUCACAGAGUAGCGGAGUACCCAUUGGCAGAACCAAAAGCAGGAGAGCGGAGUCAAAAAGGAGGUGGCGGUGGCAGUUUACAGAGCACAGUAACUGUUUCUGAGAUUCAACGAGACCGUCUCACUAAGAUUGCUGAAUCGAACUGGUUGAAAACUGAUGAGAAGAAGAAAGAUUUCGAUCCAGAGCUUGUUGUGAAGAUUUAUGAAACGGAGUUGUUGGUGAAAGAAGGUCAAGGUAAUAAACCUGUUCCUCUUCAGAGAGUUAUGAUUUUGGAAGUUAGUCAGUAUUUGGAGAAUUACCUCUGGCCGCAUUUCGAUCCUCUUAGUGCUACUUUUGAGCAUGUUAUGUCAAUCAUCAUCAUGGUCAAUGAAAAGUUCCGAGAGAAUGUUGCUGCUUGGGUUUGCUUCCAUGAUAGGAAAGAUGUUUUCAAAGAAUUUCUUGAGAGGGUUGUUCGAUUAAAGGAGGGAAGAGAACUGAAUAUUGCAGAGAAGACAAAUUACCUUGUUUUCAAUCUGAAAGUUUAA
Molecule: messenger RNA, 623 nt
Organism: Lathyrus oleraceus (garden pea)
Lineage: Eukaryota; Viridiplantae; Streptophyta; Magnoliopsida; Fabales; Fabaceae
Exons: 3
Coding region: 60-623 (187 amino acids)
Source: RefSeq, a predicted model, not a curated record